CGUAUUUUUGUUGUCCUCAGCACAGAGCAGCACUACUUCAAAGGUAACGCGACACAACUUUGACAUCCUACCUUUAUUUUGAAAGGACAGCAUCGGUCUAUCAUUGCACAGAUGGCAUUCACUCCAAGCGCCUUCUUCCUCCUUUGUGGGAUCGCCGGACUGAUGACUGGAGCUUGGUCCUUGCCUACCGGUAAGAACAAAGAUGGUUGCUGUCCUGAGGGCUGGACUCAGUUGGACGAUCACUGUUACGUCUUCCAAGAUGACCUCCGAACUUUUGCAGAUGCAGAGAGCGUUUGCAACGUUCUUGGUGGGAAUCUGGUCUCCAUCACCAGUUAUGUGGACAAUCUGGUCGUUGUCGCACUGGCUAAAGAAGGGGGUGUGGCCUUCACCUGGAUUGGACUACAUGAUGCCAUUGAGAAGGGAGACUUUCUUUGGACUGACGGCACAGACUUUGAGUUUGAUAAUUUUGCCGAAAACCAGCCUGACUUCGAUGGCGCCUGUGUUGAGCUCUCAGUGGCUGACGGAACUUUUUUCGACAAAGACUGCACCUUCGAGCAGUCCUCUGUCUGCAUCAGAGAUACCUUCUUCUGUGACAGCCACUAAUCAGCAGCGUCUCUUCUGUUGCAAUGUAUACUCCUAAUCAGGAGGACUAUACUCAGAUAAUGUCCAACUUUAGCGGUGUCGUUGUACUUCUGGGUUUACUCAAGUCUUCUUUUCUUCAUCAGUUCUCAAAGCCAACUUCCAGUCACACUCAUGAUUGAGAUCUCAAUGAUAAUCUCUCUAAUUAAUAAAGGAACAUGUCUGCAACAAAAA
This is a messenger RNA of Nerophis ophidion (straightnose pipefish), 813 nucleotides long. Its product is annotated as lithostathine-1-like. The transcript is spliced from 6 exons. The coding region runs from base 112 to 603 and encodes 163 amino acids. Gene Ontology annotation, molecular function: signaling receptor activity. Lineage: Eukaryota; Metazoa; Chordata; Actinopteri; Syngnathiformes; Syngnathidae. The record is from RefSeq and is a predicted model, not a curated record.